Rotaria sp. Silwood2 is the source of this 324-nucleotide messenger RNA. NCBI's taxonomy places the organism in Eukaryota, Metazoa, Rotifera, Eurotatoria, Philodinida, Philodinidae. The record is from the annotation of a GenBank genome assembly.
AUGGCCACUAAUGAUGAUCAUGAUGAAACUGUAAAACUAUCUCACCUCAAAUCACUUAUUGAAGAGGAAAAAAUAAAACAAUUAAAUAAUCCAAAACAAGUUUUACUUGUUCUCGAACAACUACUUAUUCAAGAACAACAGCUAUUGGUUGAGGCUAAAAUACCAGAACAAUGUGUACUUAAUGACAAUCGAAAACAACGUAUUUUACACCGGAUCACACUUCUUGAGCAAGGAAAAAACGAAACAAAUGGAGGAAGAAUUGAAACAAAUACGGAAACAAAUGCUUUCAACGAAACUAAUAAAACAAAUAAAAAUAGAAAAUGA